AUGAGUACUGACAUUGUGUAUGAUUACAUUGUUAUUGGCGGUGGUAGUGGCGGCAUGGCUUCAGCCCGUCGAGCCGCUACAUAUGGCGCCAAAGUGCUUGUCAUUGAACGUGGUCGUGAAUACAAUGGGAUGGGUUUAGGCGGUACAUGUGUCAAUUUUGGGUGUGUACCCAAAAAGGUGAUGUUUAAUACAGCUGCUCAUGUGGAACACUUAAAUCGCGCUAAAGAUUACUGCAUUAAUUUGAAAGAUUUUUCAGUUGGUGAUUUUGAUUGGACGAAAAUGAAGACCAAACGUGACGCUUACAUUACACGUCUUAAUGGCAUAUAUGAACGUAAUUUAGACAAAGCUCAAGUCGAUUAUGUACAAGGAAUUGCUACAUUUGUGGCUACAGAUAAGAUUCAAGUGGCUGACAAGAUCUUUACGGGCAAACAUGUGCUAGUAGCACCCGGUGGUGUUCCUACAAUCCCGGAUUUUCCGGGAAAAGAGUACGUGAUUGACAGUGAUGACUUUUUCCGACUUGAGAAGCAGCCAAAGAAAGUGGCAGUUGUUGGUGCUGGGUACAUUGCUGUGGAAAUGGCGGGAAUAUUUAAUGCACUAAAGAGUGAUACGACGAUCUUUUGUCGUCAUGAUCAAGUGCUUCGUAAAUUUGAUUCCAUUGUUCGUGAUCUCGUGAAUGAAGAAAUGGAGAAAUCAGGUGUCAAAUUUGUACGUCAUAUGAGUGCAAAUCGUGUCGAGAAACAGGACGACAGCAAACUCACGUUGGUGGUUGAUAUUGAUGGACAAGAACACAAGUUUGCAAACUUUGAUACGAUCCUAUAUGCUGUUGGCCGUGUACCACGCACCAAAGACCUUGGGCUGGAAAAAGUUGGUGUUAAGCUUGCACAAGGUGGUUUCAUUGAGGUGGACGCACAGGAAAACACAUCGGUGCCUGGAGUGUACGCUAUUGGUGACGUCACGGUGACUGGCUGGGAGCUCACGCCAGUGGCUAUUGCUGCAGGCCGUCGUCUAGCCGACCGUCUAUUUGGCGGUGAGAAGGACGCGUGCCUUAACUAUCAUCAGAUCCCGACGGUAAUCUUUAGCCACCCACCUAUUGGCACGAUUGGAUACACGGAGUCAGAAGCUCUUGAGAAGUAUGGUAAAGAAAAUGUCAAGGUGUACACGAGUAAGUUUGUGAACCUGCUUCACGCGAUGGCGGACCCAGAGCACAAAGGCAAGACGGCCAUGAAACUGGUGACUGUGGGUGAGAAGGAGACUGUCGUGGGUGUGCACGUUGCUGGCGAGGGAGCGGACGAGAUGAUCCAGGGCUUUGGUGUGGCAGUCAAGAUGAACGCCACUAAGGCGGACUUUGACAACAUUGUGGCUAUCCACCCUACGGCUUCUGAGGAGCUCGUGACCAUGGCACCGUGGGGAAUGAUUAAGGACAAGAUUGUGUUGUCGCCAGAACCGGCGCGCCCCGCCCCGGCGUGUAAGCAGUAA
Messenger RNA from Peronospora farinosa, 1476 nucleotides. Lineage: Eukaryota; Oomycota; Peronosporomycetes; Peronosporales; Peronosporaceae. The record is from the annotation of a GenBank genome assembly.